Molecule: messenger RNA, 2457 nt
Organism: Monosiga brevicollis MX1
Lineage: Eukaryota; Choanoflagellata; Craspedida; Salpingoecidae
Exons: 7
Coding region: 1-2457 (818 amino acids)
Molecular function (GO): guanyl-nucleotide exchange factor activity
Source: RefSeq, a predicted model, not a curated record
AUGGCCGACACCGAAACCCCCCCAUCGACACCAACAGCGGGGGCCGGGGGCGAGAGCACGGCCACCAUCCCCGCUAUCGAUGCUUCACCAGAAAGUGGAACUGAGCCAGAGCCCGACGCGGGCAGCCUAGAACCGACCAGAAGCACCACCGAUUCCCCCGUUGCCAAGCCUCUUGGGAUGUCUGCCUCACGCCCACCCUCGGAAAUGACACUCCCCACCUUUAUGCCGCUGGACUGCGCUCUACCCAACACCGCUCCCGUAUCUGCCUCUGACACGAGACGAUGGAGCGUGAAUCUGCCCGCAUGGAUGAAGAUGGGCCGCCGCAAGGCUACGUCUGAGCUACUGGCCACCGAGGAGCAAUACGUCAAUGAUCUGGACGUCCUCGUCAACGAGUACAUGACAGCUCUGCCAGCUGAGUUGGUCUCAGACGAGGAGAUUCUUUUGAUUUUUAUCAAUCUGCCGGCCUUGCUGGCAUUCCAUCAACAAUUUCUCAGCGAUAUGGUCACCGCUUCCACGGACCCCAAGGGCGUCAAACUGGCUCAACUCAUCCUUGACAAGGUUGAAGAGCUCACGGAGCAUUACCAGCGAUACUGCGGAGAUCACAGCCGCUCCAUCACUGCACUCGUCACCAAGCUGCAAUCUCAAAAGUCUUUCCAAGUGCUGUUGAACCUCAAACAGAGCCAGCUGAAUCGCCCGCUGGCUCUCAAAGAUGAUCUCUUAAAACCCGUCCAGCGUGUCAUGCGGUACCACUUGCUCCUGGGCGAGCAGCUCAAGCAAAGUCGUCCAGAGGAACCUGGCUACGCGAGCCUCUCCUUAGCCGUCGACGCCAUGAAAAAGAUGGCUCUCGACAUCAACACACACGCCCGUCUGGUUCACUUGAUGCGUCUGGAGCACGGCGAUAUUCACAUUGCGCGCACCAUUCCCCUCCGUGACCGACUUUCCUCAUUGGCCUGUGACUAUGCUCAGCUCGGCGAGCUGCGCGAUGAGAUCAGCGAUGUUGUGUUCUAUCCCGAAGGCAAGGAUCGCGGCAAGGGGAGCACUCGAUGGCUCAUAUUCUUUUCCAAAGCCAUCCUAUCGCUCAAGGCCCGGGAAGGCACGGAUCUCAGCGUGAAGGAAAUGUAUGAUUUGGGCAUGCACUUUGCGUCCUUUGCCGACCGUCACUCCUUGCGCAUGAGCAACGGUGAUGGCAAUACUGCCGAUGCCCCGCUCUACGUCGCGCGCAACUUUGACCUGGCCGACCGACUGGCUUGGCUUUGUCAGCCGGAGAAAUUACCCGUGGCCAUUCCCUCUCCCCACCGGGGCAAGGCCAAGCGGUGGCUCACCGGUCGCGAUCGUCUCCCCUCCAGCUCUGCCAAAGGCGAGGCCGCCAAGGCUGUGCUCGUCGCCAAGCAACUCGACCAGCAGCGGGAGCGAGCCAUGUCGCUGGAGGCGGCCACCUUGCUGAGCACGCUGGCAUCGGGCGGCGGGCGCAAGCCUUCGUCGACCGCCUCGUCGCUCUCUGGCUCUGCCACCCGACCCCUAUCGCUUAUGGUCACAUCCUCAACGAGUCCUCGCCCAUCAAUCAGCAACAGUGAUUCGAUAGCCCUCGAAGCGGAAGAGAGUACCACUGACGACUAUGCCAUCGGUGACUAUCUAGACACGCAAGAACGCCUGCGACAAGCGGUAGCUGAGCUCCAAGCAGAGCUGGAUGACCAAAGCACGGCCAUGCGUGAGCUGUUGGAUGAUUUGGCCCAAGCGCGCAAGGACCUUGCGCUUGCCAACGCCAGCUCAAAUGGAGACAACAACACCGCUGCCUCAUCAGGCCCGGCAACUCCACACACCGGAUCCACGGCCCCAACCCUCCUAGAUUCUGCCUCAGCAGCCGUCGUAGAUCUGCUCCUGAAGCAGGAUGCCGAACAGAUUCAGCAACUCCGUCGCCAACAACGCCAAAUGCAACGUCAGAAUACAACACUUCAGGCUCAAGCUGAUGCCACCAAGACCGAGAAAGAUGAGCUAAGUGCUCAGAACACCGUCUUGGAAGAGCGGGUUGCAGAGUUGGAAGCACAGCAAGCUGCUCGCGAGGCUGAGCUUGAAGCCCGUGAUCAGGAAAUUGCUCGAUUGCGUGAGCAGGUGACUGCCAGCGCGGCUCAGCUAGCAGCUGCAGAACAGGCGCGCACGACCCUGCAGCAAAAUGUCUCAAAACUUGAAGCACGCAAUCAAGAAUUACGACGAGAGGUGGCAGACGAAUUUGCUAAGCGCGAACACACCUCUCUCGACUCUCAGGCUGAGCUCUCGGCCUCUCGGGCCGAGCUCUCAGCCUCUCAAGAAAAGAUCCUGCAAUUAGAGAGCCAGCUUCAGGUGGGGUGCUCUAAAAGUUUUGAUGACGCAGGAGAGACCGCGACACGUUUGCACUCACUGGCCUUGUAUUCCCAUCUCAGCGUCAGCAAGCAGAGCAUACUAACUCAGAGCAACGCAUGA